CUGCUCUCCUUUCGUUGUCCGAGCAGCGAGCAGUGUUUUUCUAUGCUGGUUCGCGAUUUCGCAUAAAUCAACAAAAUAAGCUAGCUGUGAAAAUUGGAUGAAUUUAUUUGUGAAAUUGUGUCUAUCGUAAAGUGCAUUGCCAAAUGUGACCCGUGAAGUGUCGUGCUUUGUGGUGGUGCGCUUCAGAGAAGCCGGAAAGCGACUUUGCUUCUCGAUACCGACAACUUCCGGCCUUCCAGCUAUCGGAGUGGUUUGUGUCUGGAAGAAGCCGAAAGCGAAAUGAUAUUAAAUUUAUAAUUGGCUGUGGCUGAGCUCAUCGCGCGUCGCUGGAUCUCUACAAUUUGAUGGAAAAUCAUCAUCUAAUCACAGCGACCUAAACCUCGCCCGGACACAACCAUUUAAUAGCUCUCACUAUAACGGAACGAAUUAAAAACCGCGCUCACGUGAGGUGAAAGAAUGCAUUUAGAAUAACAAUACAAAGUAAAUGAUAUACUCAAUAGCACAAGCACACACACACACACAUUUCUCCUCACUUCCCCUUUUUGUAUUGUGCGUUUGGGGUGAGAAUUCGUGGAUCGCUUUAAAAAAAAAAGAGCGCAAGAACCAAACGAAGUAAACGAACCGUAACGUAUCAGUAGACACUCAUUACUGAGUUUUGUGACGAGAUGACCAAACCAGUGCAACAAAAGCCAACAAAACAAACCGCGGCGAAAACUGAUUUUUGAUGAGAACGAUUACGGCCCGGCGCUCUCACUCCCUCACUCACACGCUGCUCCCUUUGAUACGCUAAUUUACUUCCGCAAAAACACAACAAUUCCACGCUGGACUGUACCUACGGGUUGAGAUUCAAUUAAAGGUGUAACGAAUUUCGCUAGCCGUAGUCAUUAUCGAGCGAGUUGGCUUUGGGGACGUGCCGCGAAAAAAAAGAGCUAGUUCUAAGUUUAGUGCAUCUUUGAAAAGUGAUUGCGAAAGUUGUGACCAGUGCGCGAACUCAUGAUUUAAGUUAGUUAACUUAGUUUGAUUUUACUCAUUGCGUUCUGAACGAAUUUAAUUAAUACUAGAAAAGAGUUGUGAACAGAUGGAAGUCUGCCGAAAUAGGUGCAAUAUAUUAGAUACGUUCUACAUCGAAACUAUUUUCCGCUAAGCAUCACGGUGGAUAGAAGAAGGCGAUAUUCUGCAGCCAUGAAGAUUACCGACUUAGGUGUCCGCAACCAUGGCCAUCCGCGAACGCUGGUCACCCUAAUCUUCGGCACGGUGCUCGGCUUUAUGUUCGCGACCUUCAUCACAUCGAGCACCUCGAAUCGUGCGCCGUGGCUGCCGGAAUAUUACCACUCCAAGGACGCUGCGCCGCCGAUAGUGAGUGAUCCGCACACGGGGCACGACCUGCGGGAUGCUGCGGGGCCGGAACAGGACGUGGGUUUCCACGGUGAGCACGAGGAGGCCCACGCGCACGAGAACAGCUCGCUCGCCAGUCAACUGUACAGGGAAGUGCGCGUGCUCUGCUGGAUCAUGACCAAUCCGAGCAAUCACAAGAAGAAAGCGCUGCACGUGAAACGUACGUGGGGCUCGCGGUGCAACAAGCUGGUCUUUAUGAGCUCGACUGCAGACCCACUUCUCGACUCGGUGCCGCUGCCAGUGAAGGAAGGCCGUGAUAAUCUUUGGGCCAAGACGAAGGAAGCCUUCAAGUACAUUUACCAGCAUCAUCUGGACGAUGCCGACUGGUUCAUCAAGGCGGAUGAUGACACCUACGUAGUGCUAGAAAACCUUAGAUAUAUGCUGUACCCGUACUCGCCGAGCAUCCCGAUCUACUUUGGGUGCAAGUUUAAGCCGUUCGUCAAGCAGGGCUACAUGUCCGGUGGGGCGGGCUACGUCCUCAGCAAGACGGCCGUGAAGCGCUUUGUCGAGGAAGCUAUCCCGAACAAGAACUGCCGGCAGGACAAUGAUGGCGCAGAGGAUGUCGAAAUGGGCAAAUGUAUGGAAUUGGUCAAGGUGCUUGCGGGAGACUCCCGAGACUCCCUUGGUCGGGGUCGAUUCUUCCCGUUUGUCCCGGAACAUCAUUUGAUUCCGAACCACGUGGACAAAAAUUUCUGGUACUGGAAGUACAUUUACUACAAAACUGAUGAGGGUCUCGACUGCUGCUCGGACAACGCCAUCUCGUUCCACUACGUGUCGCCCAACCAAAUGUACGUACUAGACUAUCUGGUGUACCACCUGCGACCGUACGGAAUCGUUGCCCACUCGCAGCCACUGCCGAAGAAGCAAUCACUAGCGGACGUGGUCCAGACGGACGAUCUCAGCAAAACGACGGAAAAGAGUCCGCAGCAGCCGGGGCAAGACGGAGAAGCGACGGAAACCAAAGAAAAACGCGAGGUGGAGGAUAAUUUACUGCUCGAAUAGUACUAACAACGGUACUACCUACCAACCAACCAUGAUGAUGACAACUAUCAUAGCUAUCUCAGUGGUCGAAUAGCUAACGGGUGCGAGUGAUUUGUUUUGUCCUUUUUAAAAAACUUUGAGUGAAUGAGAGUGAGCGUGUUGAUCAAACUAGUUCGUACGUACAAAGUGAAGUCUGUAGGCAUUUAAGCAUAAAGAAAGCCAUAUUAAUUCAUAUGUAUGCUGUAGGAAGCAAAUAUACCAAAGUUUUUUUUUCCUUUUUUCCUAAGUGAGAGUACCAAGUGAAGAAGGCAACCCAUUCCUUAUCGAAAUGUGUAUCUAACGAAUCUCCGUAAUAAAAUAUUUCAAUGCGUUUGAACCAAAUACGAUUA
Molecule: messenger RNA, 2765 nt
Organism: Culex pipiens pallens (northern house mosquito)
Lineage: Eukaryota; Metazoa; Arthropoda; Insecta; Diptera; Culicidae
Product: glycoprotein-N-acetylgalactosamine 3-beta-galactosyltransferase 1-like
Exons: 7
Coding region: 1183-2397 (404 amino acids)
Cellular component (GO): membrane
Molecular function (GO): N-acetylgalactosaminide beta-1,3-galactosyltransferase activity
Source: RefSeq, a predicted model, not a curated record